GGGGAUUCGGCCAAGGAAGCUCGUAACAUGGCGGAUAGCGAGGAAGGCUUCGGGCUGCCCAGCACGCCGGCCGAUCCGGAGGCCAAGGAGCUCCAGGCUGAGGCCAAGCAGGACACGCAGCUGGGGGCCACCAGCAAGUCGCCCACCUCACCGCAAGCAGCCUUCACCCAGCAGGGCAUGGAGGGCAUCAAGGUGUUUUUGCACGAACGCGAGCUGUGGCUGAAGUUCCACGAAGUGGGCACGGAGAUGAUCAUAACAAAGGCCGGGAGGCGAAUGUUCCCCAGUUACAAAGUGAAGGUCACUGGACUCAAUCCAAAAACCAAGUACAUCCUGUUGAUGGAUAUUGUACCGGCGGAUGACCACAGAUACAAAUUCGCGGAUAAUAAAUGGUCGGUGACAGGCAAGGCAGAGCCGGCCAUGCCCGGCAGGCUGUACGUGCACCCCGAUUCCCCGGCUACCGGUGCCCACUGGAUGAGGCAGCUGGUUUCCUUCCAGAAGCUCAAACUCACCAACAACCACCUGGAUCCCUUCGGACAUAUCAUCCUGAACUCCAUGCACAAGUACCAGCCCCGGCUUCACAUCGUGAAAGCGGACGAGAACAACGGCUUCGGUUCCAAGAACACCGCCUUCUGCACCCACGUCUUCCCGGAGACCGCCUUCAUCGCAGUCACCUCCUACCAAAACCACAAGAUCACCCAGCUGAAGAUUGAGAACAACCCCUUUGCCAAAGGCUUCCGUGGCAGUGAUGACAUGGAGCUCCACAGGAUGUCCAGGAUGCAGAGUAAAGAGUACCCAGUUGUUCCCAGGAGCACAGUGAGACAAAAAGUGUCCUCCAACCACAGCCCCUUCAGCGGCGAGACCAGGGUCCUUUCAGCCUCCUCCAACCUGGGCUCCCAGUACCAGUGUGAGAACGGGGUGUCCAGCACCUCCCAGGACCUGCUGCCUCCUGCCAACCCCUACCCCAUCUCCCAGGAGCACAGCCAGAUCUACCACUGCACCAAGAGAAAAGAUGAGGAAUGUUCCACCACCGAGCAUCCCUACAAGAAGCCCUACAUGGAAACCUCUCCAGCAGACGAGGACCCUUUCUACAGGUCCAGUUACCCUCAGCAGCAGGGACUGAACGCGUCGUACAGGACUGAGUCGGCGCAGCGCCAGGCCUGCAUGUACGCCAGCUCGGCGCCGCCCACGGAGCCCGUGCCCAGCCUGGAGGACAUCAGCUGUAACACGUGGCCCAGCGUGCCCUCGUACAGCAGUUGCACAGUGUCUGCCAUGCAGCCCAUGGACAGGUUACCCUACCAGCAUUUCUCUGCCCACUUCACCUCGGGGCCGCUCAUGCCUCGCCUGGGCAGCGUGGCCAACCACACGUCGCCCCAAAUCGCAGACACCCACAGCAUGUUCCAGCACCAAAGCUCCCACCAGCCCAUCGUGAGGCAGUGUGGACCUCAAACGGGCAUCCAGUCCCCUCCCAGCAGCCUCCAGCCCGCGGAAUUCCUGUAUUCCCACGGCGUGCCUCGAACCCUGUCGCCCCACCAGUACCACUCUGUGCACGGCGUGGGGAUGGUGCCAGAGUGGAGCGAGAACAGCUAA
Messenger RNA from Pseudopodoces humilis (Tibetan ground-tit), 1587 nucleotides. It is a transcript of the gene TBX5, whose product is annotated as T-box transcription factor 5. Gene Ontology annotation, cellular component: chromatin; nucleus. The record is from RefSeq and is a predicted model, not a curated record. Gene Ontology annotation, biological process: regulation of transcription by RNA polymerase II; positive regulation of DNA-templated transcription; cardiac left ventricle formation. Gene Ontology annotation, molecular function: DNA-binding transcription factor activity, RNA polymerase II-specific; RNA polymerase II cis-regulatory region sequence-specific DNA binding. NCBI's taxonomy places the organism in Eukaryota, Metazoa, Chordata, Aves, Passeriformes, Paridae.